Hypomesus transpacificus is the source of this 6663-nucleotide messenger RNA. It is a transcript of the gene chd4a, whose product is annotated as chromodomain helicase DNA binding protein 4a. Gene Ontology annotation, cellular component: chromatin; nucleus; NuRD complex. The record is from RefSeq and is a predicted model, not a curated record. Gene Ontology annotation, biological process: chromatin remodeling; negative regulation of transcription by RNA polymerase II. The transcript has 41 exons. The coding region runs from base 323 to 6370 and encodes 2015 amino acids. Lineage: Eukaryota; Metazoa; Chordata; Actinopteri; Osmeriformes; Osmeridae. Gene Ontology annotation, molecular function: ATP-dependent chromatin remodeler activity; ATP binding; histone binding.
UCUGCCCCCUGAUCUCUUUGUGUGUAUGCGCGCGGGGUGUAGUGAGAGGGAGACGGCGACGUCGUGUGCAACGCAGGACAACAUACGAAAAAAGAUUAGAAUAACGUUACAGAAUUUAUUAAUUUAUACAUAGUUGUCCCAAAAAUACACAAACUAUUGAAAGAAAAUUUACAUAACGCUGUAUUAUACUGUUUUAAUACAGUGGAAUCAAGUUACUGGGACAUAAGAACUCCGGAGGCGAAACGGAUUUGCUUGCCAACUUUCUGUAAACUUUAUUUUGGUUAGCUUGGAGUUUGGCUAACUAAAUUUAAAGUUUGCAAUAAUGUCUGGAAGUGAGGAUGAUAGAGAUGAUUUUGGACCCGAAGACCGGUCGAUUCUGCACGAUGAGGACGACGAGGAGCUGUCGGAGACUGAGGCUCCCAAGGUGAAGAAAAAGAAGAAGGCCAAGAAGAGCCGUGAAAGCAAAAGCAGCAAGAGACGUUCUCGCAGAGAGGAUGUGCCAGUCAGCUCCCCAGAGGCCAUGGAGGUGCCCGAGGUGGAGGCCGAGGAGGAGCGAGGAGUCCGCGGCUCAGACAGCGAGGGCAGCGACUACAACCCCGGCAGGAAGAAGAAGAAGAGGACGAGUGCGGGGAGGGAGAAGAGGAGGAGCAGCACGGGCGCAGAGAGGAACUCUGGAGGCUCCUCCGCCUCCAAGAGGAAGGACCCGGAGCCCGAGGAGGAGGAGGAAGAGGAAGAUGACGACGACAGCUCGGAGCCAAAGACAUCGUCCCAGCUCCUGGAUGACUGGGGCAUGGAGGACAUUGACCACAUUUUCAGUGAGGAAGACUACCGCUCUCUCACUAACUACAAGGCUUUCAGUCAAUACGUCAGGCCCCUCAUCGCAGCCAAGAACCCCAAGAUUGCCGUGUCAAAGAUGAUGAUGGUCCUGGGGGCCAAGUGGCGAGAGUUCAGCACCAACAACCCGCUGCGAGGCUCUGCUGCCGCCAACGCAGCCCUGGCCACCGCCAACGUCUCAGCCGCUGUGGACAGCAUGGUGGCAGAGGUGGUGCCCCCUGCUCCUGCCCCUGCUCCUGCCCCGCCCCCAACCAUCGAGCCCCAGCCUCCCCCCGCACCACCCCUACGCAAGGCCAAGACCAAGGAGGGCAAAGGUCCGAAUGCGCGUAAGAAGUCCAAGGCGACUCCUAAACCCCAGGAGAAGAAGAAGCCCAACACCAAGAAGGUGGCUCCCCUCAAGAUCAAACUGGGAGGCUUCAACAGCAAGAGGAAACGCUCCUCGAGCGAGGAGGACGAGCCCGACGUGGACAGUGACUUUGACGACGCCAGCAUCAACAGCAUCUCCGUGUCGGACGGCUCCACCAGCCGCAGCAGCCGCUCCAAGAAGAAGCCCAAGAGCAAACCCAAGAAGAAGAAGGUGGAGACAGAGGAUGGGGACGGCUAUGAGACCGACCACCAGGACUACUGCGAGGUGUGUCAGCAGGGCGGGGAGAUCAUCCUGUGUGACACCUGUCCCCGGGCCUACCACAUGGUCUGUCUGGACCCCGACAUGGAGAAGGCCCCCGAGGGCACCUGGAGCUGCCCACACUGUGAGAAGGAGGGCAUCCAGUGGGAGGCGCGGGAGGAGGGUUCGGAAGGCGAGGAGGAGAGUGAGGUGAUGGGCGAGCCCGAGGAGGACGACCACCACAUGGAGUUCUGCCGCGUGUGCAAGGACGGCGGGGAGCUGCUGUGCUGCGACUCCUGCCCCUCCUCCUACCACAUCCAUUGCCUCAACCCGCCCCUGCCAGAGAUCCCCAACGGAGAGUGGAUCUGCCCACGAUGCACUUGUCCAAAUAUGAAAGGCAAAGUGCAGAAGAUUCUGACGUGGCGUUGGGGCGACCCCCCUCCCCCGACCCCCGUGCCCCGCCCACCAGAGCUCCCGGCCGACAGCCCUGACCCCGCCCCUCUGGCCGGCAGGCCCGACAGGGAGUUCUUUGCCAAGUGGAGCAACAUGUCCUACUGGCACUGCUCCUGGGUGUCAGAGCUGCAGUUGGAGCUCCACUGCCAGGUGAUGUUCCGGAACUACCAGCGCAAGAACGACAUGGACGAGCCCCCUCCCAUCGACUUUGGCGGCGAGGGCGAGGAGGACAAGAGCACCAAGAGGAAGAACAAGGACCCCCUGUACGCUAAGAUGGAGGAGAAGUUCUACCGCUUUGGCAUCAAGAUGGAGUGGAUGAUGAUUCACCGGAUCCUCAACCACAGCAUGGACAAGAAGAACAAUGUCCAUUACCUCAUCAAAUGGAAGGAUCUGCCCUACGACCAGGCCACCUGGGAGGCAGAGGACAUGGACGUCCCAGAGUUCGACAUCUACAAGCAGCAAUACUGGCACCACAGGGAGCUCAUGAUGGGAGACGAAGGGAAACCAGGGAAGAAGGUCAAGGUCAAGGGCAAGGUCAAGAGGCUGGACAGGCCGCCAGAGAACCCUGUGGUUGAUCCCACCAUCAAGUUUGACCGUCAGCCAGAGUACCUGGACUCGACGGGGGGCACCCUGCACCCCUACCAGCUGGAGGGCCUCAACUGGCUGAGGUUCUCCUGGGCGCAGGGCACCGACACCAUCCUGGCUGACGAGAUGGGCCUGGGCAAGACCGUGCAGACUGCUGUGUUCCUCUACUCGCUCUACAAAGAGGGCCACUCCAAAGGGCCGUUCCUGGUGAGCGCCCCCCUCUCCACCAUCAUCAACUGGGAGCGGGAGUUUGAGAUGUGGGCUCCGGACAUGUACGUGGUCACCUACGUGGGAGACAAGGACAGCAGGGCCGUCAUCAGGGAGAACGAGUUCUCCUUCGAGGACAACGCCAUCAGGGGAGGCAAGAAGGCCUCCAGGAUGAAGAAAGACUCGUCAGUCAAGUUCCACGUCCUGCUGACGUCGUAUGAGCUCAUCACCAUCGACAUGGCCAUCCUGGGCUCCAUCGACUGGGCCUGCCUGGUGGUGGACGAGGCCCACAGGCUCAAGAACAACCAGUCCAAGUUCUUCAGAGUGCUGAACAACUACCCCCUGCAGCACAAGCUGCUGCUGACCGGCACCCCUCUGCAGAACAACCUGGAGGAGCUCUUCCACCUGCUCAACUUCCUCACCCCCGAGAGGUUCAGUAACCUGGAGGGCUUCCUGGAGGAGUUUGCUGACAUCGCCAAAGAGGACCAGAUCAAGAAGCUGCACGACAUGCUGGGCCCGCACAUGCUCAGAAGACUGAAGGCCGACGUCUUCAAACACAUGCCUUCUAAGACGGAGCUCAUCGUCAGGGUGGAGCUCAGCCCCAUGCAGAAGAAGUACUACAAGUUCAUCCUCACUCGUAACUUUGAGGCCCUGAACACGCGAGGGGGAGGGAACCAAGUGUCUCUGCUCAACGUGGUCAUGGACCUGAAGAAGUGCUGCAACCACCCCUACCUCUUCCCUGUGGCUGCUAUGGAAGCGCCGAAGAUGCCUAACGGGAUGUACGACGGCGGCGCGCUCACUAAGGCUGCUGGGAAACUGACGCUGCUGCAGAAGAUGAUGCGGAAGCUGAAGGACGGAGGCCACCGGGUGCUCAUCUUCUCUCAGAUGACCAAGAUGCUGGACCUGCUGGAGGACUUCCUGGAAAAUGAGGGUUACAAGUACGAGAGGAUCGACGGAGGGAUCACUGGCGGCAUGAGACAGGAGGCCAUCGACCGCUUCAACGCUCCGGGAGCGCUGCAGUUUGCCUUCCUGCUGUCCACCAGAGCAGGAGGGCUGGGGAUCAACCUGGCCACGGCCGACACUGUCGUCAUCUACGACUCGGACUGGAACCCCCACAAUGACAUCCAGGCGUUCAGCAGAGCCCAUCGUAUCGGACAGAACAAGAAAGUGAUGAUCUACCGCUUCGUCACCAAGGCCUCGGUGGAGGAGAGGAUCACUCAGGUGGCCAAGAAGAAGAUGAUGCUGACCCACCUGGUGGUGCGGCCCGGCCUGGGCUCCAAGACGGGCUCCAUGUCCAAACAGGAGCUGGACGACAUCCUGAAGUUCGGCACCGAGGAGCUCUUCAAGGACGAGCUGGGAGAGGGAGACAACAAGGAGGAGGACAGCAGCGUGAUCCACUAUGACGACAAGGCCAUCGACCGCCUGCUGGACCGCAACCAGAGCGCCACGGAGGACACGGAGAUCCAGAGCAUGAACGAGUACCUGAGCUCCUUCAAGGUGGCCCAGUACGUGGUCAAAGACGAGGAGGAGGCGGAGGAGGAGGUGCAGCGCGAGGUGAUCAAGCAGGAGGAGAGCGUGGACCCAGACUACUGGGAGAAGCUCCUGAGGCACCACUACGAGCAGCAGCAGGAGGACCUGGCCCGCAACCUGGGCAAGGGCAAGAGGAUCCGCAAGCAGGUCAACUACAACGAUGGCUCCCAGGAGGACCGAGGUAGUAGACGGGCCGACUGGCAGGACGACCAGUCCGACAACAACUCUGACUACUCUGUGGCGUCCGAGGAGGGAGACGAGGACUUCGACGAGAGGGCAGAAGGAACCAACUCCCGCAGGCCUAACCGGAAGGGCCUGAGGAACGACCGGGACAAACCACUACCCCCCCUGCUGGCCAGAGUGGGAGGCAACAUUGAGGUGCUGGGCUUCAACGCGCGCCAGAGAAAGGCCUUCCUGAACGCAGUGAUGCGUUAUGGGAUGCCCCCUCAGGAUGCCUUUACCACCCAGUGGCUGGUCAGAGACCUGCGAGGGAAGUCUGAGAAGGAGUUCAAAGCGUACGUGUCUCUCUUCAUGAGGCACCUGUGUGAGCCCGGGGCAGACGGAGCAGAGACCUUCGCCGACGGCGUCCCGCGCGAGGGGUUGUCGCGGCAACACGUCCUCACGCGCAUUGGCGUGAUGUCACUGAUCCGCAAGAAGGUCCAGGAGUUUGAGCACGUGAACGGCCAGUGGUCCAUGCCCUGGAUGAUGGAGCUGGAGGAGAGUAAGAAGGCUGCUGCUGCCGCCGCCCACCCUGACUCCCCAGGGAAGACCCCCUCCACAGGCACCCCAGCAGACACCCAGCCCAACACCCCCGCCACAGUCCCCAAAACACCCUCCUCCACCACCGGCACCCCUGCAGACACCCAGCCAAACACACCCGCUGCAGUUGACGACGCCUCGAAGACGGAGGAGGCCGUGAAGGACGGAGAGAAGGAGGCGAAGAAGGAGGGAGAGGGCGAGAAGGAGGGCAAAGAGCCCGGCAAGACGGACGAGUCUGAGGUGAUUGCCAUCCCUGACGAGGACGAGAGGACUCCCCCUCCGGAAGAGAAGGAGAAGAAGGAAGAGAAGGAGGAGAAGGAGAAGGAGGGAGAGGAGCCCAUGGAGACGGACAAGGCUAGCGGCGGGGCGGAGAAGGAGAAAGAGAAGGAGAAAGAGGGGGAGAAUGACAAAGAGAAGGAUGGAGAGACUGCCGAGAAGAUGGUGGAGGGAGCGGAGGAGACCAAGUCUCCAGCUGAGACCAAGACGGAGGGGUCGGAGGUCAAAUCGGAAGAUUCCGAGGCCAAAGUAGCAGAGGAGAAGAAAGACGAGAAGACUGAAAAGAUGGACACCACUCCUGCCACAGAUGAAAAGAAAGAGCAAAAGGAGGAGAAGGAUGGCGUGAAGACGGAGGAGCCGGCCAAGCUGCCGAACGGAGACAGCGUCAAGGAGGGCGGGGCCGUGGUGGUGGCGGCGGCCGGAGGCAGCGAGGAGAAGAAGAAGGCCAAGACGAGGUUCAUGUUCAACAUCGCAGACGGAGGUUUCACAGAGCUGCACUCCUUGUGGCAGAACGAGGAGAGGGCUGCCACUGUCACCAAGAAGACCAAUGAGAUUUGGCACCGUCGCCAUGACUACUGGCUGCUGGCUGGCAUCAUACAACACGGCUACGCACGCUGGCAGGACAUCCAGAACGACGUCAAGUACGCCAUCCUCAACGAGCCCUUCAAGGGCGAGAUGAACCGAGGCAACUUCCUGGAGAUCAAGAACAAGUUCCUGGCCAGGAGGUUCAAGCUCCUGGAGCAGGCCCUGGUGAUAGAGGAGCAGCUGCGCAGGGCAGCCUACCUCAACAUGUCGGAGGACCCCUCCCACCCCUCCAUGGCCCUCAACACGCGCUUCAGCGAGGUGGAGUGCCUGGCCGAGUCCCACCAGCACCUCAGCAAGGAGUCCAUGUCUGGGAACAAGCCCGCCAACGCCGUCCUGCACAAAGUGCUGAAGCAGCUGGAGGAGCUACUUAGCGACAUGAAGGCGGACGUGACCCGUCUCCCGGCAACAAUCGCCAGGAUACCUCCUGUUGCCGUGAGGCUGCAGAUGUCGGAGAGGAACAUCCUGAGCCGGCUGGCCAGCAGGGGACCAGAGACACAGAGCCAGCAGGUACAUGCUCAGCAGAUGUCACAGCAGUAGCCUGUGGCCUAGGAGUGACCCUUCCCCUUCCCUUAACCACACCCCGCCUCACCACCUCGACAUUCCUGAUUGGCGCAGCAGACGAUGACUCCACCCAAGCUUGAAGCCACACCCCUUUUACCUUUACAUACGGACUUGCAGAGUUUCUAUUGGCUGACCCUUGGACGCUGUGGAAAUAAAUGCUAUUUUAUUUUUGUCGUUUUUUUUUUUUUUUCAAUUUCUGUAUUAAUAUUAUUGAUAUAAUGUUAUUAUGAUGGUUUUUUGGGACCUAAAUAAAAAUAUGUAAUAAAGUA